AUGGUGAUUAAAUGUAACCUUGUUGUCACAAGUUUAAUUAUUGAUCAAUUGUUAUUAAUUAUUUAUUUUCAGCUUGUAUUAGUACUUGGAGAUUUGCACAUUCCUCAUAGAUGCAGUAGUCUGCCGAGUAAAUUUAAAAAAUUGUUGGUACCUGGAAGGAUCCAGCAUAUUUUGUGUACUGGCAAUCUUUGCACUAAGGAGUCUUAUGAUUAUUUAAAAACACUCGCGAGUGAUGUUCAUGUUGUCAGAGGUGAUUUUGAUGAGAAUCUCAAUUACCCAGAACAAAAAGUCGUGACAGUCGGACAAUUUCGAAUCGGUCUAUCUCACGGCCACCAAGUAGUACCCUGGGGCGAUCCAGAGUCAUUAGCGUUAAUCCAGCGACAAUUGGACGUCGAUAUUCUCAUAAGCGGCCACACGCAUAAGUUUGAAGCUUACGAGCAUGAAAAUAAGUUUUACAUAAACCCAGGAUCUGCUACUGGCGCUUACAAUCCUCUUGACACAUCAGUCAUUCCUUCAUUCGUGCUAAUGGACAUUCAAAGUUCAACAGUGGUCACUUAUGUUUACCAGUUGGUUGGCGACGAAGUUAAAGUCGAGAGAAUCGAAUACAAAAAAAGCUAAACCAACCACAUUAA
Messenger RNA from Cotesia congregata, 632 nucleotides. Lineage: Eukaryota; Metazoa; Arthropoda; Insecta; Hymenoptera; Braconidae. The record is from the annotation of a GenBank genome assembly.